GGAGUCGCCAUCAAGGGGGCACGCAAGGAGUGACAAGCAAAACCAACUUUAAGAAGGGCAGCAACUUUGCAUUUAACUGAAGUGCAUCUUACCAGACAACCAUCUUCCCCAAUCCAUCCAACACGACCAUGUCUCCCUCGCUUUGCCAUGAAACCACCUUCGAGGUUCUCGAAAAUGCAUUUUCUCAGACCCACCAAGAUGUCCUCAUCAAACACCAAUCUUUGUUUAUUUCCAUUACGGAAUCAGUGAGGGAAUACAUGUCCAGAUACGAUCUGUCGCACGACUUCAACCACGUCCUUCGCGUUCUGACACUUUCGCGCCGCAUCCUAGACUGCGAGCAAACGCAGAGUGGCCCUUACGACCCAGUCGUUGUAUUCCUAAGCGCCCUCGUGCACGAUGUCGGCGACCACAAAUACCUCAAGCCAGGGGAAGACGCAGCAACCCAAAUGGCAUCAAUGCUAGUUAAAGCCGGCGCAUCAGACCAAUUGAUCACCCAAGUCCAAACCAUCGCCAACAACGUUUCAUAUACAUCGGAAGUCAAAGACCCGCAACGUCUACAGGGGAUUCUGCGUGAGAAUCGAGAACUGGCUAUUGUGCAAGACGCAGAUAGGCUGGAUGCCAUUGGAGCAACGGGAAUUGGACGGACGUUUGCUUUUGGAGGUGCCAAGAGACCUCAAUACGGACUGCAAUCUCCGAGGGAGCAUAUCAGUGAGAAGUUGGAGACACUGGAGGGCUUGAUGAAGACAAAGACCGGCAAAUGCAUGGCCGCUGAACGGACCAACAGGUUGAAGAUAUUCAAAGUGUGGUGGGAUGAGGAAAUGUGCUUCGAGGCUUGAUUCGGUGAGGUGGCAGCUGAUGGAGAAGAAUAAUGCAACAUUCAUGCAAUGAUUGAACAGCCGAAUGAUGUACUUGCUGCUAAUAGUCGGUGUAUCAACUUAGGGUUGUACAAUUUCAUGUCACCGACAGAAGAAUGCAAGGCUCGUUCACCGCGUGACCGCCUUGCCUGGUGUUUAUAUGAACAUCAAAGACAUAGGUGAUUGAAUUCGUGUACUGAUGAGGUGCUUAGUCAUCGUGGAUGUAUUGGGAUACUGUAUAAAGAAAAGUAACUAUACCUCUCAUGUCUGAAAUUAUUCAUUGCUGCAGCCAUUUUCAUUUGCCAUAAGGUGUUCCUAUUGUACAAUACGAUAGAUCACAUUAUCAAUGUCUAAAUAGUCUUCCGGCGUCAUUAUCGUC
Aspergillus wentii DTO 134E9 is the source of this 1233-nucleotide messenger RNA. RefSeq names its product HD domain-containing protein. The record is from RefSeq and is a predicted model, not a curated record. Lineage: Eukaryota; Fungi; Ascomycota; Eurotiomycetes; Eurotiales; Aspergillaceae. The transcript has 3 exons. Bases 129 to 836 code for a protein of 235 amino acids.